Messenger RNA from Lachancea mirantina, 1170 nucleotides. Lineage: Eukaryota; Fungi; Ascomycota; Saccharomycetes; Saccharomycetales; Saccharomycetaceae. The record is from the annotation of a GenBank genome assembly.
AUGACCAUAUCAUCUUAUUUGUUCGUGCAAAAGAGGAGCGCGGCCACCACAUUAAGGCAGCCAAAAGAGAUAGGUUAUUACUCCAAGAACAAGGAUGAGGAAUUUUUAGUAAACGAUAAUUCUAAGCUAAAUUUUUAUUAUAUGCCAGACUCCGACCUUGAUAGACAGCUCGAUUUGUCUGGCGGAAUCAAAAAAUUUAAGGAUGCCACUGUUGCCGCUAUAAGAGAUCCUUGUACAUUGGAAGGGCUACUUUCUACGUUAGGAACGUAUGAGAAGAAAAAAGCGAAGAAAGUCUCAGCAGACAUUAUCACUUUCCGAGGAAUCAUGAGGAAGCUCAUUUCAGCUGCUUUCGAUUCUCCCAAGUUCAACACAGUGGACCUCAUUAUUCUGUCAUUUGACGGACAGCUUUUCAUCAAGGAAGUCCAACAGGCUAAGCCUCCAGGCGCCACCACAAACAGUUUGGAGUACAGGUCCUAUUACAGCGGGUAUAAAUUUGAGACUUUGGCUACUAUUUCGAAACCUCUACCAUUCGUUUCGCGAGAGACUCUUGAAAAACGGCCGAAGAAAAUUGUCAGCAAUGGUGAACAAUUCGUGAGUGUUGUGCGUUCUGGAGUGGGAAAUUGCAAAUUAGUGCUUGGUGCGGAGGUUGACUGCAUUUUUGAUUUUAAAGAAGAUUCAAGCACCAAUUUGAAGCACUAUGCAGAAUUAAAAUGCACUAAGGGUGUCAACUCUUUCGCAGACGCGCGCAACUUCGAGAAAAAAAUAUUCAGAACAUGGCUGCAGUGCUUCCUAGUAGGCAUCAAUAGAAUUAUCUAUGGGUUUCGUGAUGACAGGUUCAUUCUCAAAAGCGCGGAAGAGUUCACGACUAGCGAAAUUCCAGUUUUGUUAAAGACCAAUAGCGGCCCGCUUGCAAAUGCGUGCAUGGAUGCGAUAAAAUGGUACGGCGCUCUAACGGAGUGGCUACUCGCCACAAUACCACGUGAAAAUGGAUCCUUAGAGGCAAAAGCAUUUACUUUGACAUUUGAUAACAAUCAUUUGAAGUUGAACGAACUGGCAAAAGAUCAUCCCAAUUACGAAAGUGUGGUCAACGGUGACGAAGUUCUGACUAGGGAGUUCCGUGACUGGAGAAAAUCUCUUGCAAAUGCAUCGACCCAAGGGGUAAACUUUUGA